Molecule: messenger RNA, 1317 nt
Organism: Pleuronectes platessa (European plaice)
Lineage: Eukaryota; Metazoa; Chordata; Actinopteri; Pleuronectiformes; Pleuronectidae
Exons: 3
Coding region: 1-1317 (438 amino acids)
Source: RefSeq, a predicted model, not a curated record
AUGUCAGCUGUCGGGGAGGAAAUCAGACAAGCUGUGUUGCUGGUAUUACCCAGCCUACAGGAGGACAAACUGCAGUCCCUCCUGAACAACUUAGAACUCAUUGGAGAGGAAUCAAGAGGUGACCUGCAGUUCAUUAAAGAGGAGGAUCUCCCGGCCGACAUCACACGUAUCCAGUGUCGGAGGCUUCUGAACGCCUGGCAAACUGAAGACGAAAAAACAUGCGUGACACUGACUACUGUAGAUCCUUCGGACAUAUACUUCAGUACAACUACAGACAAUCCUUCUUCUUCCCAAUCCACCUCCAGCCAUUCAAGCCAUUUAAGCGGUAAUACCUUCAUAGUGACUGUGAAUUUAAGUGCCUGGCCAGAAAACUUCAAUGUUCCUUGGAACAGAAUGUCUCCUGGUAUCAAAACCGCCAUUGCACAGGAGAAAGGGAAAUCUGCUAAGGACCACAGGGAAAUGGUACGGAUUAUCGUUGAUGAAAUGAGGCUGACUGAAUUAAAUCCAUCAAAAUCUCAGUGUCUGACAGUGGCCAAGAUGAUUGUAAAGCAGCAUCCCAGAAGUUUUGCUGAUGGGACUGUAAUUGGUAGUGGCUACGGAUCCCUUUUGACUCAGCUAAAAACCCGAGUAGAACAUGUUAAUCGUGGAAAUGUUCUUAUCAGGCGAAGGGAGCCGAAAAUUCUCUCAAAUCCACCUGCAGACAUAGCUAGAGGACCAGCUGACUUAUAUGGCUGCGUGAGAUGGCAGCCUGACUGUCCACCGGGGGAAACUGUAGAGAGUCUCAAAGAGAAGCAGAGGGAAAUGAUGGACCUUUACUGUGUUGAGGGGCCAGCGGGUGCAGAGAGAGGACAUUUGACUCAGUUAAUGAAAACAACCUACUACCUACAAAGAAAAAACAUCAAUGCCAUCCCACCCCCUUCAAUUACCGAGCUGAAGAAUGACUGGCCAUAUCUUUUCUCACCAAAAGAGCUGUACAGCCACUUCAAAUUACUCACAGACAUUGACAAUGACAUCCUGGAUAAAAUGAACCAGGCUAUGGAAGAAAAGGGGAAGCUGAUUCUUCAGUUUUUCGAGCAGAAGCCAGCAGGGACUAAUGCAGAUGAGGCCGUCUUCGGUGUCUCCUAUGCGCCCUUCGGCCUCCGCGAGCCGCUUAGCAUUGGUGGUGAUAUCUUAUUGGAGGUCCGCAAAACUCUUUUGCACAGCAUGGACAGAGCUAAUCAUCACAGCUAUGCGUCUCUCCACGUUAUCGAGUUUUGCCCCGAACCCAUCAAGGGUGCUUAUCUUGCUGUUAAUCGCGGUGACAGUGGUACGGAGUGA